Messenger RNA from Vicia villosa (hairy vetch), 710 nucleotides. RefSeq lists its product as uncharacterized. The transcript is spliced from 5 exons. The record is from RefSeq and is a predicted model, not a curated record. Bases 210 to 710 code for a protein of 166 amino acids. Lineage: Eukaryota; Viridiplantae; Streptophyta; Magnoliopsida; Fabales; Fabaceae.
UUCUCUCUUUCUCAACGGCAAAACCAUCAUCGUGAAAUUCUCUCGUCGUCGAUUUUCCGAUUUUGUUACGCAACCGAUUGUUUUAGUCACCAGGUGUUUGAUUGUUUGUUUGUUUGUACUAGCUGAUGGUUAAGUUAUGUGAAGAAUAAAGAUGAAACUAUAGGCACAUAUUCCAGGACAGAUAUCUGGACAGGUUCACCCAAUCACAGAUGCCAUCUUUAGCCGCCGCUGUAUCACGAUCAUCAAAUAACAUGGACCCUGAAUUUCUUAGGGCACGAGCAUUCAUUCAAGACAAGAUCUGUGAUGUGUUAUUGCAUCGGAGUAAUACGCCAAAUAGUGAAAUGCAGAAAAGGAGGAUUAAGGAUCUUGCAAAACGCCUCGAGGAGGCCAUGUUAAAAACUGCUCUCUCUAAGCAUGAGAUCCAGGUUGGGUUGGUCGACGAUCUGCGCAAGAGGAACGAAGAGCUUGAUGAGAUGACCAAGGAGCGAGAUAGGCUGAGCAAGUGGGUCGAAGAACUAGAGUCUGCUGCCUGUCCUGCUGAGGAUGAGACCGAAGAGGAGAAAACUCUUUCGACUCGUGCUCAAUUGAUUUUUGAUCGUGAAUAUCUACUGAGUGGACAGGCUCCUCCUAUUAAAGAGGUCAAUGCCGAGGAACCAUUAUUUCCAGCUCUACCCAUAUUAAAUGCAUAUUUUGCAACCAAAGUGACUUAA